This is a messenger RNA of Drechmeria coniospora, 717 nucleotides long. RefSeq names its product menaquinone methyltransferase. NCBI's taxonomy places the organism in Eukaryota, Fungi, Ascomycota, Sordariomycetes, Hypocreales, Ophiocordycipitaceae. The record is from RefSeq and is a predicted model, not a curated record. Bases 1 to 717 code for a protein of 238 amino acids. The transcript is spliced from 2 exons.
AUGACGCCCCCGGACGGCGAAGGCGUCGCAUCCACGGCGUCCAUCUCCAGCGAUGUCCACGCCCAACUCAUGCAGUACACGGCCUGCGAUGUAUCCGAUGCGUUGCUCAAGCUCCACGUUCCCGGUGCAGGCCACAUCCCCGACCUGCAUCCCUACGGAGCGCCGGCCGCCCACGAAUCCAUCGUCGUCGCCCCCGUCUCCACCAUUCUCUUCGCACCAAAAGGCGACACCCUCGCCGAGCCGCCCUCCAACAUGCCCGACGGCGUCCAUUGGGCUGAUCUGACGUGCUCCGAAACCAUCGUCAUCAUGAAGCAACCGCCCGGCCAAACCAAUGCCGUCUGUGGUGGCAUCAUGGCCCUGCGCAUGAAGGCCCGCCGCGUUGCCGCACUCAUCGUCGCCGGUCGCGUCAGGGAUCUAACCGAGCUGCGGGCCACCGGACUUGCCAUUUCCGCCUACGGCACCUCGACCGUCGGUGCCGGCGCCGCCACCGUUCCUUGGGCCCUGCAGGUCCCCCUCGACAUCAACGGCGUCAUGGUGCGGCCCGGUGAUGUCGCUCUUCACGAUCCUGUCAACGGUGUCGUCGUCAUCCCGAGGGACAAGAUUCCUCAGGUGCUCGAGCUGCUGCCGAAGCUCACGACAGCCGACGACAAGGUCAAGGAGGAUGUGCUCAAGGGUGUAUCCGUCCAUGAGGCAUUCAAGCGGCACAGAGGGGCGUGA